CUGGUGGUCUGGAGUGGGCAGAGCGAGAACGGCUCCUGCGCUGAAGCAGAACGCUACACCCCAUUCACUGUGACUGAUAUUUCUUGUUUCGUGACUUGAAUAAGCAAAGUCCCUGUAUUUGGAAUAUACAACCAGCCAAAAGAAUGCAGCCUGGUGCUGGACCUGGACACAGACCCGACUGAGCGACUGUUGGAGAGCGUGUCGUUGAGGACGGUCCCCUGAAGCAGAACCAUGCCCCGCCUCCCUUCCUGAUCCGUCCUCCCUCCCCUGCCUCCAACCCCCCCCCCCCCCCCCCACCCCCACCCCCACACACACACACACGAACGAUCGUUCAAUCGCACGCACCUGCUGGAGCCGACCCCGUUUCCGGCGGUGGUGGCGGCGGCGGCGGCUCUGCUCCGCUCCGCUUCCCGGUCGCCAUGGCGACGCCCUACCUGUGGAAGCUGUCGUCCCAGAAGCUGGGAUUCUUCCUGGUGAGUUUCGGCUUCAUCUGGGGGAUGAUGCUGCUGCACUUCACCAUCCAGCAGCGCUCCACCCACGAGAGCAGCACCAUGCUCAGGCAGCAGAUCCUGGACCUCAGCAAGCGCUACAUCAAGGCCCUGGCCGAGGAGAACCAGAGCGUCAUGGACGGCCCCUACGUGGGAACUAUGACCGCCUAUGAUCUGAAGAAGACCCUGGCCGUGUUGCUGGACAACAUCAUGCUGCGACUCGGCAAGCUGGAGUCCAAGGUGGACAACAUCUACAACGGCACGGGCGCCAACCUGACGUCGGGCACCAGCACGGCCACCCCCAGCGCCACCAACGCAGGGAAGGUCAACGUGGCCGACCUCCUGAACGGUGCCCAGGAGAAGUGUGAACUUCCCCCCAUGGACGGCUUUCCUCACUGCGAGGGGAAAAUUAAGUGGAUGAAGGACAUGUGGCGGUCGGACUCCUGCUACAAUAACUACGGUGUGGACGGAUCCACCUGCUCCUUCUUCAUCUACCUCAGUGAGGUGGAGAACUGGUGCCCUCGUCUGCCAUGGAGGACCAAGAACCUGAACGAUGAGGCAGACAGGAGGAGCCAGACGGACAUCCGGACCAGCUUCGACGAGCUGUACCGGGUCAUGUCCCGACGAGAGGAGUUCCGCUGGAUGAUGCUCCGGAUCAAGCGCAUGGCGGAGCCCUGGGUCAGCGCCAUCCGCUCGCUGGCGGGCAAACAGAACCUGGCCAAACGCAAGAGGAAGAAGAUCCUGGUGCACCUGGGUCUGCUGACCAAGGAGUCGGGCUUCAAGAUAGCGGAGAACGCCUUCAGCGGGGGGCCGCUGGGGGAGCUGGUGCAGUGGAGCGACCUCAUCACCACCCUCUACCUUCUGGGUCACGACGUCCGCAUCUCUGCCUCACUGGCCGAGCUCAAGGAGAUCAUGCGGAGGGUGAUGGGGAACAAGUCCAGCUGCCCCACCCAGGGGGACAAGGUGGUGGAGCUCAUCUACAUCGACAUCGUGGGUCUGACCCAGUUCAAGAAGACUCUGGGCCCGUCCUGGGUUCACUACCAGUGUAUGCUGAGGGUGCUGGACUCGUUCGGCACAGAACCGGAGUUUAACCACGCCCACUACGCCCAGUCCAAGGGACACAAGACACCCUGGGGCAAGUGGAACCUCAACCCGCAGCAGUUCAACACCAUGUUCCCCCACACGCCAGACAACAGCUUCCUGGGCUUCGUGGUGGAGCAGCACCUCAACGCCAGCGACAUCCGACACAUCGACGACAUCAAGAGGCAGAACCAGUCCCUCGUCUACGGGAAGGUCGACAACUUCUGGAAGGAUAAGAAGCAGUACCUGGACAUCAUCAACACCUACACGGAGGUGCACGGCACCGUGCACGGGACCAGCACGGUGCACCUGCCCAGCUACGUCCAGAACCACGGCAUCCUGAGUGGACGAGACCUGCAGUUCCUGCUCAGGGAGACCAAGCUGUUUGUCGGACUAUCCUUCCCCUAUGAGGGCCCCGCCCCCCUGGAGGCGAUAGCCAAUGGGUGCGUUUUCCUCAACCCCAAGUUCAACCCGGCAAAGAGCAGCAAAAACACUGACUUCUUCAAGGGCAAACCCACGUUGAGAGAGCUCACCUCCCAGCAUCCGUAUGCAGAGGUGUACAUCGGGCAGCCUCAUGUGUGGACGGUGAACAUCGAGGACCCUGCAGGUGAGAAAGCACUUCGCUCCAUCCUCAGCCAGAAGAUAGAGCCCUACCUGCCCUAUGAGUUCACCUGUGAGGGGAUGCUGCAGAGAGUCAACGCCUUCAUAGAGAACCAGGACUUCUGCCACGGCCAGGUGAUGUGGCCCCCCCUGAGCGCCCUGCAGGUGAAGCUGGCUGAGCCCGGACGCUCCUGUAAGCAGGUGUGUCAGGAGGAGCAGCUGAUCUGUGAGCCCUCCUUCUUCCAGCACCUCAACAAGGACAAGGACCUGGCGCGGUUUGGCGUGGCGUGCCAGACGGUGGAGUCGUCUGCAGACACGGUGGUGCCGGCGUACAGCGAGGCCAGGAGACACUGCGUCUUCCAGUCCGACCUGCUGCUGUUCAGCUGCGCCGGCUCCCACCCCUCCCUCAAACGCAUCUGCCCCUGCAGGAACUACAUGAAGGGCCAGGUGGCGCUGUGCACCGGCUGCCUAUAACACCAGGGAGGGGGACCCCCAACCUCCACUCUCUCCCUCUGAGCAGAGCACUGCUGGGGGGGGGCCUGCCAGUCCGCCCCCCCCCCCCCCGCCCUGCCUCCCCCCUCCAGGCCCUUCUCCCCCUCACCCCUCUCCCUCUGAGUCCCAGCCGGGCCUGUGGGGAGGAGACACCUGGUCUCCCUGGGCGACGGGGAGGGAUGGAUCUGUAUUUAUGUCUCUGCAUUUAACCUCGUUCACUGUAUCAUGGAGCUGACGGGAGACAUGCAGGCUCUCCACAGGCUGGGAGUCCAGGAAUGAAGAGAGUUACUAACGCUCUCUAUCAAGUGAGGAGGAGGAGGAGGAGGAAGAGGGUGAGGAAGAGGAGGGUCACUGCAUAGAUGCCUGCUGCUGGGAGAUAUGGUGGUCCAGUGUGUCAGCAGCCUGAAUUACUUGAAUCAAAGGUGUGUUUAUUGUGUGAUCUGAGUUGAUGGACCUUGAGCGCAUGGAGCUCUCUACUGCCCUGUGGUGGGUCGGGAGUGGUACUGCAGCCUGCACAGUGUCUGUCUGUCUCCGAGGGAGCAGCCAACCAGUCUGUCUGUCUGUCUGCGGGACAUUCUGCCAAGACCCGACUCAACCAGACCUGGGCGCUGUCGUCAACUCUGAACUCUUUUAGCUAGGAUGUAGGUUAACCCUAACCCUAGGAUGUAGGUUUGCACUGGUGUGCCCAGGUCCCUCACAUGGCCGACCCAGGCUAAAUCACGGAGGAGAAACCGGGCCAGUUUAACACUGUACCUGACCUGCUCACGCCUGCCCACCCGCCCGCCCAUACAGCUCCUGUCUAGGCUGUGGAGGGAGGAGGGAGGACGGGGGAGGAGGAGGGGGGAGGAGGGAGGGGGGAGGAGGGAGGGGGGAGGAAGGGGGGAAGGGCGAGAGCAGGCAGAUGAACAUUUUUGAUUCUUUAUUUCUAUGAAUGCUUAUAAUGCUGUUGUACAAAGUUCCCUUUUCCAACAGUCACUUUCCCUGUGACCCCGGUCCCUUCUUCCCUCCUCCAUGGACAGGGACAAAGCUAUCACCCCCCCCACACACACACACACACACACACAGGCACGCCACCCGACCCACACUACGCACACAUAAUAAGGGAUGUGCUCCAAAAAAGGCCAGUAAAAAAAAUCCAAACAACUCAUUGGGGAAAUAAAGGAUUUGAAUGAACGAUGCUUUGGAUCAUUCAUUUAGACAGUAGGUGGGUUUAACCAACCACCUUCCUUAGCCCCUCUAUAGGGCCCAUGCUGUGUCGGCCUGGUCCUAGUGAUGGGGGAUAUCACUCUGGUAGAGCAUCUGACUGCAGAUCAAGGGGUUGCAGGUUCAAAUCCCGUUUCUGUCUCUUUGGAUAAAAGCUUUUAGUAAAUAAACACAUUAUUAUAAUUAUUAUUAUUAUAAGAGCAACACCUAGGCUACGUCCCAAUACUCAUACUAUUUGAUAUUUCGAAUACAUAUUUUAAUGUCCCUAUACAUCUAAUACAUCUAAUACAGUACUCCAGAAGUACCAGGAUGUCCUACAACAUCCGGUAGCAUUUAGCAGCUUGCGAGCCAGCAUGCUUUUCUUGCUAUCCUGACCCACAACCCUUUGUGCAGUGGAUGAGCCGUCAACAGUACAACAGCAGACCAAUAUAAACCUGUCUGCCCCAGUCCAAGACAUGGGUACAUGAUGAAUUGGUGUGUCCCAAACUGUUUGAAUUGUACGUAUACUGCCGUCCACAGUAUGUGCUUUGUAAGGGCAGCUGCAGUACCUACUAAAAGUACAAAGUAAAAGUAUGCAAUUUGGGACGCAGUCUUUACCUCUGCUGCUGUGUAGCUCAGUCACCUCGAUCAGAUCAUACUCGCUCUUUGCCACAAUGGGUUAAUUUAAAAGGCGUUCGAAAGUUAUUGAUCGUGGAACAUCAAUUCUAAAGUUAUCGAUCAGAGAGUCAUUCUGAGGUUAUUGAUCAUGUAACAGAGUUUUAAAUUCUAAACAGUCAUUCAUCAUAGAUAUUAAUUUGAUUGAUCUUUCAUCUGUGCUUGGUGUAUAGGUUGAGUUUUUCACGUACACACUGUAAAUCUCCACUGGUGAGCAAAACACUUAACUGUCACAUUCUUGUUUUUGGAAUCAGGAUCGUUAGGAUCUUAAUUUGCCUGCAGGCUUCCGAAAAAAGCAGAAGUAAAAGAAAAUUAUUAGUCCUUGUUGUGAAUGAAAAUGCACUAUGCUAACCUAUUUACUGAAGUUUUAACAGAAUAUAUAAUUACACUGUAUAUUGUUCAUAAGGGUUUUAAAUUCUUUUUAAUUUAUUUUGUAUACAAAUCUUUAUCUCUGUCUUUGCUGAAAAUAAAUCUUUCAUUUUUUUUAUUUAUAGAGAGGAGCUUUGGUUUUAUGAGGUAGUAGUAGUAUUUAUGGAGUAAUUUAAGUUUGUGAACACCACCAGUCAGGUUGGUGACUGAGGCUGGUGUGCUUGGUCCAGUCUGACUCAUCCCCAGAGCUGAGCUCAGGGGACUGACAACAUCACCAUGACAACAUCACCAUGUCAACAUCAUAAAUGCCUUUGAUCCUUGGCUGCUGCAGUAUGCUGCCUGGUCCACCAGCCUGACCUCACAACAUUCCAAAUCAUUAACUGAACUGAGCGGAACAGCUGGAUGAAGCUGGACGCAGCUGUCCACAGGGUUUGUUCCCACCCACUCUGUGUGUGUGGUGGGUGGGUGAGGUGGAGCACAUCUCCACCCUGAAUCCACGGGCUUUUCAAUUGGCCAGGGGAUUCAUUGAAUCGGUUGUGGUUCCAAACGGAACGAUUUAGAACUGAUUCUUGUUCCAAUCUGAAUAAUGUCGAAGUGAUUCUGUCUCCACAAUAGAACCGACAGGAGUUCUACGUCUACAUUAACCCUCGUGCUGCCUUCGGGUCACAUGACCCAAAGGUUCACAACGAACCAUCGUUGUGUUUACCCAAUUUCACCCAAUACAAAAACAAAUAAAAAUAAUUUUCUUUUAACCAUUGCAAUGUGGGGGGUCUGAGACAGCCCGACAGUUAAAAGAAAAUGCUUCACUUUGUUUUUGUAUGAGGUAAAUUUGUCGCAAUACGACAGUGGGUCACAAUGACUGAUGGGUCAGAAUGACCCGAAGAUAACACAAGGGUUAAGAUCCAUUGGUUGUUCUAGGUACAUGAACGAAGCUGUGGCCCUCUCACUGUUAUCUUGGUACAGGAUCAGACUGGACCACAGCAGUGCCACCAUUUUAUUGUACAUGCCAGCAAGAACCUAAUUUCAAUGUUUUUAUUUUUCAACUUUUUUUCUUCCCUGUCCUUUUCCCCUUUUGCACAUGUUUUGUAAAUAUGGAUGUUUGUUUGCCCAGCACUCUGUUGUUUGAUUUAACAGUUUAGACCAGUCAUGUUUUGUACAUAUGACUACAAUCUUCAGCCAAGCUACAGUUUUCAAGUAUAUGACGUGCCUUUCGAUGGUCACUAUAUUGGCUCUGUGUUACCGCCAGUAGAACUACAGUAUAGUAACCGCCCACUGGAGGAGAAACUGUAGCAGAGUUAACCUAGAUCCACAAGCAGCAUCAGAAGGACUAUGUUGUAAACGCUUGCCAUAGGUAGGCCUAACUGUCGUGUUGGACUGUGUGGUGAUAUUGGCUAGAGAAAACAUGUCUUAACUGCUGUGGUGAACAUGUUUACCCAAGGCUUUUAGUGGGUACAGUACAAUACAGUCUAUUAAAGCAGCUGUUUUUGUAUGGUAGUGGCCUUGUUCACUUCCUAUACCAACGUAUUCUGAGCAUGCCGUCCACACAAGUGGUUCAGUGGUUUGUUCUCCAAGAUUCGACUUACCAUUAUGAACGAGGGGAUGUGAACUGGAUCCAAACUGUUGUGGUUUGGAAACCCUUGACAAAUAACCAUGAGAGGACUCUGGACAGUUAGGAAAUGUAUGAAAAGUAUAUUAAACAACAGAAAGGUUCCUUGCCAUUUUUGGGAACCCUGGGUUGAAUGUCUUUGUUGUUCCGUAGUCAUGCUACCAUCACACACCGUUUUCAAACUUGACUUUGUUUUAUGCUGUCUAUAAUCAAUUAUGGAGAAGAUAGAAAUAGUUCUGUGACAAAAUUACAAGAAAUCAGUGGGGAAAAUUUUUUUUGUUUUCACAGUCUUUGACGAAUAAGCAGGAUAUAACUUUAUUUUUCAAUAAACCUUUUUUCUGUGACAAACGGUU
This is a messenger RNA of Osmerus eperlanus (European smelt), 6845 nucleotides long. RefSeq names its product alpha-1,6-mannosylglycoprotein 6-beta-N-acetylglucosaminyltransferase A-like. Gene Ontology annotation, biological process: protein N-linked glycosylation. Gene Ontology annotation, molecular function: alpha-1,6-mannosylglycoprotein 6-beta-N-acetylglucosaminyltransferase activity. Gene Ontology annotation, cellular component: Golgi apparatus. Lineage: Eukaryota; Metazoa; Chordata; Actinopteri; Osmeriformes; Osmeridae. The record is from RefSeq and is a predicted model, not a curated record.